UAUUUUAUAAGAAAAUUUUCCAAACGCGUUUUUGUAGAUUUUUAACUUUUAUCGAAUUGGUAAAAUUUAUAUAUAUAUUAACAAUGGGAUGCCGAUAUAUUUCUAAUUAUAUGGAUCCUACACCGUUGAAAUAGCCAACCGUUUAUUGUAUUAUUUUGUUGGUAUUAUUACUUUAUAGUUAAAAUUAUUAUUGCUGACAAAUAUUAAUAUUAUAAAAAGAAAGAUAAUGUUGCGCCACAAAAAAACUAAAGAGAACUGUGUGCGUCCAGUGAAUCAGUCGCUUGAUUUUUUGGAAUCUAGCGACAAGGUUGAUCAUUUUUUAACCAGUGAUGAUGACGAAGACAUGCUGUGUUCCAAAUGCAGGUUUGUCCAUAAAAACAUGUCGCCAUUGUCAUUGUUAUCGUGAAGAGCACUGCAUAACUUCAGCGGUUUUCCAAGAGAAAAUUUACAGUGUAUCUAAAACAAAUUCUGAAAGAGUUGUAAUUGGUAUGGGAAAUGACGAUGACAGCGGUUGCGCUACGGAUGAAUACGCAUGGGUACCUCCUGGUCUUACAAAAGAACAGGUAAACGCUUAUAUGGUUAGCUUACCAGAGGAUAAAAUACCUUACGUAAACAGCGCGGGUGAACAAUAUAGAGCAAGAAAUCUUCUUUAUCAGUUACCACCUCAUGAUAGCGAGGUCAAACACUGCCAUAAUUUAUCUGAAGACGAAAAACGUGAAUUGCGAAAUUUUCAUUCCAAACGAAGAAAAGACUGUCUGGGUCGUGGCACUGUUAAAACGUUUCCCCAACGAGAGGGAAUUUCUGGGGUUUGUCAACAGUGCUCAUGCCCAAUAUUACCUGGUGAAGUUGCUGUUCAUGCAUGGAGAGCGGGACAAGAAGCAUGUUGGCAUCCUGCAUGUUUUGUGUGUUCAACGUGCGUUGAACUUCUUGUUGAUUUAGUAUAUUUUUAUCAAGAAGGUCGCGUUUACUGUGGCCGUCAUCAUGCCGAGCUAAUGAAGCCGAGGUGUUCUGCUUGUGAUGAGAUAAUUUUUUCCGAUGAGUGUACCGAAGCAGAAGGACAAUUUUGGCAUAUUGGUCAUUUUUCGUGUUUUGAAUGCGAUGGUUCACUUGGAGGUCAACGUUAUGUUAUGCGAGAUAACAGGCCAAUAUGUUGCAAAUGUUUCGAAAAGAUGUUUGCGGAAUUUUGUGAUGCUUGUGGCGAACCUAUUGGUAUUGAUGUUGGACAGAUGGCACACGGCAGUCAACAUUGGCAUGCAAAUGAAAAAUGCUUUAGCUGUUUUACGUGUGGACUAUCAUUGCUAGGACAACCUUUUUUACCUAAAAAUGGCGAAAUUUUUUGUUCUUCGAGUUGUAGUAAAGGUACGCUUCCUCCUAAUCCAACAAGUACCAAGUAUCCUCCGCGUUCCGCAUCAAAAAAUAGGUCAUUAAAACCACCAGAUUCCACGAAUAGUACAUAUAUUAUGUCAAGCAGUAUGAGUCCGGAGCCCGUAAGAAAACUUAUUGAAUUUCGGUCAAAAACUAGUUACCGUAGUUCUCUUGACAAAUACGGAUUAGCUGCUGCUGAAAAAAUUGGAGAUAUGAUUCGAAAUAUUGCAAAAGAAGGUUAUAUAGAUGAUAGUGACCGCGAAGAUACAAAGUCAAAUUCAUCAAAAGUGUCCAUAUCUUCAAAAAAAGAGUUACCGUGUUUUCCGCCGAGUAACAAACAUAGUGAAAAGCCAGUAUUAAGAGUUCCACCGAGACAUAGAUCUAAGUUAAGCACCGAGGUAUGGAUUGACAUGGUUCCGCCGAAAGAAUCAAUAACUCGACAUGAAGUUGUUCAAAGGAAUCAAUUAAAAAUUAAUGAACGUAAUAAGUAUGGGAAUAUAACUCAUAUAAAUGGAAAUGCUUCUAUCGAAAAACUAGUUCAAGCUGAAAGACAACGCCGUCGUCGUCGUAAACGAGACGACUAUUAUUCUGACUUUGAAGUAGAUAAACGUAAACAAUCUGAAAGACGGGAAAAUUUUAGCACUCCUCAAAACAGUUCUCAAAUUGCUGUAAAAAAACUAGUUGAUAAUGACUUUACAAAAACUAAAUCGACUGAAUCACUAGACACCACCAAAUCUCGAAUCGUUGGUCGAAAUAACGAACGUGAAAAUAAUAACAAAAGAACUAAAUCAGAUGCGAGUCUUAAUAAUACCAUAAAAUAUAAAUCUAAAAACGAUGCCGUUGCAAACCUUAAACUAGGAAUAGAGGUUUCAACUCCUAAAAGAAAUUAUCAAAUGAUUGACGGACGACGAGUGGCAGGAAAAAGUAUAGAAAAUGUGGAAAAUAUAAAACCUCGUUCUUUUGGCAUGCUUUCUGCGGAAGACCAAAAAAGAACAAGAAUUAAUUACGUUACUAAAGAUGACAUGGCUAUCCAUGAUAGAAAUAUUUUAAAGAAAGCGAAAAAAAAAGAUAAAACCAAGAAUCAGGGUCAGUGUGUUAUGUCUUGAAAUAUUACAUAUAACCUUGACAUGAUUUUUUAUCUGUAUCGCUUCUAAAGAAACCCCAUUCCUAGUUCUUACUUUUUUAAUGUAUUUAUAAUGUCGAUUAUGUUUAUAGUGUUUAUAAUAAAUUAUAUGAUUAUAAUAAUGUAAAUAUUUUACUUUUAAUGUAAUUCUAUAAAGUUAACUAAAAUGACAAAUAUUUUUUAAAUCGCUCUCAUUGUUUAUUUAUUUAUUUAUUUUUUUAAAUAAUUACGUUCUAAAUAAAAAUUAUUUAAAAUUUUAAAACAUACCACUCUUCUAACAAUCCCAAGGAAAGUACACAAAUGACGUUUAUAACAGGAUACAGAAUAUUUUUAAUUUAUGCAAAAUAUACAAAUUCUUUGUUUUAAAAAUCAAGCUUUAAUUUGUAA
Molecule: messenger RNA, 2875 nt
Organism: Hydra vulgaris (swiftwater hydra)
Lineage: Eukaryota; Metazoa; Cnidaria; Hydrozoa; Anthoathecata; Hydridae
Product: prickle planar cell polarity protein 3-B
Molecular function (GO): zinc ion binding
Source: RefSeq, a predicted model, not a curated record